AUGCGCAAGAGUACGGUACAUCUGGAACAGUGCGAUCAGUGCAAGGCGGAGCAAGGAGACAUCCAGCUGUCCCCCGACUACAGCUUUGAGAACUUCACAGCAGAUCACAAGUCGUUGCCUUCCAUUGCACUAUCUACGAGGACUGGCCUAGAAGAACCACAUCCUGCUCGGUCCAAUGCAUCUGCUCAACCGACUCUUCAAGGCAUCGAAACUGCCAUCCAUACCGUGACAUAUAGAGCAACUUUGGCUUUGUCAGGCAUGACAUGUAGUUCAUGUGUCAGCAGCAUCACCCAUACUGUUCAACAGCUGCCCUCGGUUCGCACGGUCAACAUCAACCUUCUUACGGGCAGUGGAGUCAUUGCAUUCGAGGGCAAUGAUCACAUACAAGAGAUUAUCGAAGCGAUUGAAGACUGCGGGUUUGAAGCCAGUGUCGAUAGACUUGAGGUCCUCCCAGCUGCUACAUCAGGGUUGAACGCAGUAGCUAGAGGCUCCCCCGUCCGCAACGUGUCGAUUCACAUCGACGGAAUGUUUUGCGGUCACUGUCCCAGCAACAUCAGGCGGAGAAUCAAGGAUAAAUUCGGCGAUUUCGUCGUCAUCAACGAGCCGCCAUUGACGUUGACCUCACCGACCCUACACAUCGAGUAUCUCCCAGCUCCACCGAACUUUACCAUCAGGCUAAUCUUCGACACUAUCACAAGCAAUAAUCUGUCCCUCAAGUUGUCGGUAUACCACCCGCCAACGAUCGAAGAACGGGCCGGCGCGAUGCAUGCAGCAGAGCGGAGGCGGACCAUGCGCCAUUUGAUCGUCUGCAUUAUUGUAGCCCUCCCGACUUUCAUACUUGGAAUCGCAUUCAUGAGCUUGGUACCUGCCAACAACCAGACUCGCAAGUAUAUCAUGGAGCCUUUAACGGGCAAUGCUACCCGGCUUAGCUGGGCGUUAUUCAUAUUGGCCAUUCCCGUCUACGUGUAUUCGGCGAAGUCUUUUCACAUACGGACUUACAAGGAACUGAGAUCAAUGUGGCGACCGAGAAGUCAUACGCCGCUGCUACAACGAUUCACACGUUUUGGCAGCAUGAACAUGCUCAUAUCGCUGGGCACCUCGAUUGCACUAUUUGCCUCGAUUGCAGAACUGGUUUUGGCGGCAACGAAGAAGUCCUCCGGGUCAAUGGACAAUUCUUACUUCGACGCAGUCGUUUUUCUGACCAUGUUCCUUCUUGUUGGUCGCUACCUGGAGGCCCUCAGUAAGGCGAAGACUGGGGACGCAGUUACCUCACUAGGGAAAUUGCGGCCCCAUCAGGCAGUGCUGGUCGAUGAAACUACUGGCGACAUCAAGGUACCGACAGAUCUGCUUGAGGUCAAUGAUAUAGUCCGUGUUCACCACGGUACUUCGCCGCCAUUCGAUGGAAUCCUCGUAGAGGGCAGCUCCAAUUUCGACGAGUCAAGUCUCACGGGCGAGUCCCGCCUCGUCAAGAAGAACAUCGGCGAUAGCAUUUACUCAGGCACUGUCAAUAAAGCAAUGCCUGUCAAAAUGAAGAUCACUACGAUUUCGGGCUCUUCGAUGCUCGAUCAGAUCAUCAAUGCGGUUCGAGAAGGACAGACCCGCCGAGCACACAUCGAGCGGGUUGCAGACACUAUUACCGCACAUUUCGUGCCCUUUGUCGUUCUUGUUGCUGUGAUGACCUGGCUUAUCUGGCUCAUUCUCGGAACGACAGGCACCAUACCAAAGGAUUGGAGAGACGAAGAGACCGGUGGCUGGCCCUUGUGGUCUUUACGAUUUGCUAUCGCAGUCUUUGUGAUUGCAUGUCCUUGUGGGAUCGGUCUUGCAGCACCGACUGCUCUGUUCGUUGGUGGUGGUCUGGCAGCAAAGCAUGGUAUUCUGGUAAGAGGUGGCGGCGAAGCUUUUCAGGAAGCUAGCUCGCUCGACUGCAUUGUAUUUGACAAGACAGGCACUUUAACGCAGGGCGGUAGUCCUGCAGUAACGGACCACAGAUUCAUCAAUGACCAGGAUCGGGCACUUGCUAUGGAAGUUGUCAAGAAGCUGGAGGAGAACAGCGGUCAUCCCAUUGCUCAGGCGUUGGUAAAGUUCUGCAACAGAAGUCAGGACGUAUCCAAAGCGAGUACUGUGGUCACGGUAGACGAGAUCCCUGGCAAGGGACUUAAGGCGACUUUGAACAUUAAUGGACAAAGUGUGACCGCCAUCGUCGGAAACGAGACCCACCUGGCCGACCACAAUGUUUCUAUUUCUUCGGAUUCGAUGCAUGUCCUAGAGUCUUGGAAAGCUCGCGGAGAAUCUGUAGCAUUGGUGGCCUGGCUUUCAGCUUCGACACAGAACACAUGGCGACUCGCUGGCAUGUUCUCCAUCGCCGAUCCACUUCGACCAGAAGCGAUCGGCGUUGUGCAAGCGCUCAAGAAGAGAGGAAUAAACGUCUGGAUGCUGUCGGGCGACAACCCUACCACAGCAAAUGCUGUUGGCGUUCAAGUCGGUAUUCCUGCCACUAACAUCAUCGCUGGUGUACUUCCAGAUGAGAAGGCUCGGAAGAUCGAAUACCUUCAGCAGACGCUCACGAAGUCACGAAGAUCGGCAUUGUUUCAACUACCAGCUUUUCUGAGUAAGAACAGGGCCACCAAGCGCGCCACCAUCGCCAUGGUCGGAGACGGCAUCAACGACGCUCCAGCACUCAGCACUGCAGAUCUGAGCAUCGCCAUCGGCAGUGGAUCGGACAUUGCCCUCUCCUCAUCUUCGUUCAUUCUCAUCAACAGCCAGCUCACCACGAUACUCACUCUCCUCGACCUUUCGCGUGUAGUAUUUCGAAGGGUCUACUUCAACUUCGGCUGGGCUACAGUGUACAACCUCGUUGCUAUGCCGAUUGCGGCUGGUGUCUUGUUUCCCAUCACGAUUGGUGGUAAGGUCGAUGAUCACAGGAUGCACAACGGCGAGAAGCAUGUCAGACUCGACCCGGUCUGGGCGUCGCUGGCUAUGGCGCUCAGUAGUCUCAGUGUUGUUUGUAGCAGUCUUGCGCUAAGGAGCCGGCUUCCUUGGGUCGGGUUCCAGGCGAACAAAGAUGAGAUGGAAGAAGUGGAAGUGGCUGAGGAGCGUGCGGCCGAAACGGUAUGA
This is a messenger RNA of Didymella exigua CBS 183.55, 3114 nucleotides long. Its product is annotated as heavy metal translocatin. NCBI's taxonomy places the organism in Eukaryota, Fungi, Ascomycota, Dothideomycetes, Pleosporales, Didymellaceae. Gene Ontology annotation, cellular component: membrane. Gene Ontology annotation, biological process: monoatomic cation transport; copper ion homeostasis. Gene Ontology annotation, molecular function: ATP binding; copper ion binding; ATP hydrolysis activity. The record is from RefSeq and is a predicted model, not a curated record. The transcript has a single exon. Bases 1 to 3114 code for a protein of 1037 amino acids.